Seriola dumerili (greater amberjack) is the source of this 1615-nucleotide messenger RNA. RefSeq names its product guanine nucleotide-binding protein subunit alpha-11-like. Gene Ontology annotation, biological process: action potential; phospholipase C-activating dopamine receptor signaling pathway; adenylate cyclase-modulating G protein-coupled receptor signaling pathway. Gene Ontology annotation, cellular component: heterotrimeric G-protein complex. Lineage: Eukaryota; Metazoa; Chordata; Actinopteri; Carangiformes; Carangidae. The record is from RefSeq and is a predicted model, not a curated record. Gene Ontology annotation, molecular function: guanyl nucleotide binding; GTPase activator activity; G protein-coupled receptor binding. The transcript is spliced from 7 exons. Bases 27 to 1091 code for a protein of 354 amino acids.
GAAGAAGCUGGUAAAGUUGGAUAACAAUGGAGGAGUGCUGCAUGUCUGACGAGGACCUGGAGAGACUCAGGAUACACAGAGAAAUAGAGAGAAGACUCCGUCGUGAUAAGAGAGAGUCUCACCGGGAGCUGAAGUUGCUGCUUUUAGGGACUGGUGAAAGUGGGAAGAGCACUUUCAUCAAACAGAUGAGGAUCAUCCAUGGCAGCGGAUACAGUGAAGCUGACAGGAAAGGUUUCACUCGGCUGGUGUUUCAGAACAUCGUCACGGCCAUCCAGGCUCUGAUCCAGGCCAUGAAGACUCUAGAGAUUGACUUCAUCGAUGACCAGAACAUUAGGCACGCCGAGACGCUGAGAAAAGUGGAGGUAGAGCAGGUGUCCACUCUGGCGGACUUGCAGGUGGAUGCAAUUAGAAGAGUGUGGAAUGACCACGGUGUUCAAAGAUGCUACGACCGCCGGAGGGAAUUCCAGUUAUCCGACUCUGCCAAAUAUUACCUGAACGACCUGGAGAGAAUCACAGAGCCGCUUUACAUCCCGACCCAGCAGGACAUCUUGAGGGUCAGGGUCGCUACCACAGGCAUCAUAGAGUACCCCUUCGACCUUUCAAAAGUGAUCUUCAGGAUGGUGGAUGUGGGUGGUCAGCGUUCAGAGAGGAGGAAAUGGAUCCACUGUUUCGAGAACGUCACCUCCAUCAUAUACUUGGCGGCCCUCAGCGAGUACGACCAGGUCCUUUAUGAGAGUGAGAAUGAUAAUCGACUGAAAGAGAGCCUCGCCUUGUUCAAGACCAUCCUCUCGUACCCUUGGUUCCACGAGUCCUCCACCAUCCUCUUCCUGAACAAAACAGACCUGCUAAAUGAGAAAAUCUCACAGUCUCAUUUGGCAAAUUACUUCCCAGCGUUCAGUGGGCCUCCGUGUGACGUUGAAUCUGCGAAAAAGUUCAUCUUGCAAAUGUACGUGGAGCAUCACAGCGGGCAUCACAAACCCCUUUACUCACACUACACCUGCGCCACGGACACAGACAACAUCCGGAUCGUCUUCAAAGACGUCAAAAAUAUGCUCUUCAGAGAUAACCUUGAAAAGUUCAACCUCGAGUAAGCAAGGUUGUAGGACAAAGUGAUGGUUUCGCCUUUAGGAACGAGAAAGCUGGUUACAGUCCCAUGUUGUAACACUUUUGUGGACAUUUUAUCUAUUAUGUCAGGUAAGGCAUGUUCAUAUCAGUACUGUAUAACACAGACAGUGUGUGUCUGUGUACAUUUUUUUUUUCAACACAGUUCAUCAUGCAGUAGAUGUUUAAAAAAGCAUAUUUUCUAUUGCUACAGAAGAGAAAUGGACAACUGCAUUGUCAGUUAAUGUUUAAACUCCACUGUUACAGACUAUUUCCUUUUCUCAGAUUUUGGUGUGAUAAUCAGCAACUGGUAUGAAACUGGUCUGACCAAGUCUUAUCUUGCAAGUAUGCAAUCCACCUUGUCUCACAGCUCUGGGAGGAGGAAGUAAAGGAUAGCCUACAGGGAAGUACAAAUGCCUUAGCUUAUAUUUAUGUCUGCAACAACAACAACCAUGUAGCCUAUGAAAUUAUUCUUUUUUUCACUAAUUUUCACAAAAUAUAGAUAUUAAAACCA